CCCCUGCCCCCAGCGGUUGCCAGGCAACGCGAGGCCUAAAGCGAGCGGGCCCUCUCUGUGAGAAGCUCAGGGCAAUGCCGGCGGACGGCGACGGCACUGGGGCUGGCAGGGGCGACACGGCGUCCCUGCUGAGCGGCUGUGCAGCCGGCGGCACCGCCGGUGAUGGGGCAGACUCCACCGACUCGCUGCUCUCCGCCAUCUACCACAGCAGCUACGCAAGCCAGGACGAAGACGUGGAGGAGGACGGGCGAAAGCCUCGUUCGACACGGUGUGGCCGGGAGCCAAGCUCCCGUCGGGUGCAGGUGGUGGCGACGGCCCACAGCCGGGAUCGGAACUUUCCCAAGCGCAAAUCCUCCCCCCCGCGGGGACCUCGUGGAGAGGGUGGCGGCCCCCCGCCUGCUGGACUGUCGGCCUGGGAGGAUUGGCUCGUGAGGAAGACUCUGGAGGAGCGGCGACAGCUGGAGCGGCGUGCACGAAGCGAGCGGCACCGCGAAGAGAAGCAACGAACUGAAGAGGAGAUCAAAUCGGAGAAGAGCAGGAAGACAGCGGAGCGCGUGCACGAGUGGAUGAGGAAUAAAUUGGAGCAGUUGCAGCUCGAGGAAGAGCAGACGGAGCGCAAGGAGCGCACGAAGAUGGAGGAGAGAGAGCAGGAGAGGCAGAGGAUCUUGGAGAAGGCGCACGAGAGUUACCAGCAGUGGCUGCAGCACAAGGCCGCGGCCGAGAAGGAGAAGAAGCAGAGGCAGCAGGAGGAGACAGAGCGGCUGGCGGCAGAAAAACGCGAGAGGAGGGAGAGGGCGGAGAGGGAGUUUCAGGAGUGGCUGGAAAAAGCGAAGACGAGACCUCGGCCCAAACGCGAGUGGCCGCUGGGCAAAGGAAACGGCACCUACAGCAACGGGGGCUACCCGGCGCCCAGCUUCUACAACCCCGUCCCCUGGAAGCCGAUCCCCACACCUCCCCAAGAUGCCGCCUGCCCCAAGUCGGCCAAAGGGAAGAAGGCGCGGUGCGCCAGCGCGCCCGCCGCUAGGCGCGGUGCGCCCACUGCUGCGGGCAGACCCGGCGCCGCCAGACUGAGGUCCUAGAACGCCGAUUCCCACCCAUCGACCGACAGCCCGAUCCUGUAGCGUGAAACUGAAAACUAUUUAUUUUACCAGGGAAAGCCCCAUUGAGCUAUAUAGCUCUUUUUCAGACGGGACGGGGCCACGAAUGAAAGCUAAAAGUGGCUCAUCACAUGUAAAUGUUUGGCAUCCAAAUACUCUAAAAGACGUUGAUUUUAAAUUAGGGGAAGACCGGAAGCCCUGGAAAAAAAAUCUAUGCAACCACGGGGAGAGCCAUGCAAACUCCAAACAUACAGGCGUCAGGAUCGAACCCACGACUGCCUGUAUACCAGGCGAGGUGGUUAACAUCUCCACAUUGUGGUGAGUCAGGGGGCAUGGCCCCAUUCUGGGAGUUGGAGGUGUCCUCCUGCUGCUCCAGAGCUGCAUGUGGCUCUUCCAGGGACUGCUUCGUGAUGCUAUUUGAGCACAGUCUCGUAUUCACCACAGUGCAAUUGCACAUUUUUUUUUUUUACCAAAUUCGAAGAAGUCCCUUAUUUUGGUUGCGGACCCCUAUGGCUAUAGCUUAGAUUACAGAUGGAAUUUCCUCAUGCUCUCAUUUAUCCGUUGCCAUACUACGUGCAGUACUGAAAAAACCCUACUUUAUCAUGUUUAACCAAUGGAUGUGUACGACUUGUGGGUGCACUAGUGGGUUUUUUUUACGCACACCACAAAGUUCAAAAUAGGUUCGAAUAUCAAAUCGUGGCAAUUCAUUGAAUUUCCGUGGGGGGGGGGGGGCACGGGACUGUUGAUUAGCGCAUAACAUUGAUUAGCACGGUUGGCUACGCCCUGUGCAAAAGAUGUUCAACAUACAUACAUGCAAACACCGAUGGGCCUACACGUCCAGCAUGCAACUUUAUUGGACAUGGCCACGGGUACACGAGGCCGACCACUUUGACACAAGACUGCAAAUUAUAUCCAUCUGUCAGUGACAGAGGGUGACCCCUGCCUGUACUUGUUAGUGUGUUGUUUGCCCGCCAAAGGUAUCUCAAAAAGUCCUGUUCAGCCAUUCGCUCAUAAAAUGUUCCCGCAUUCCCGAUGUAACAGAUACCGAGGGAUUUGAAUGAAGCUUUACAGUGGAAAUGCCUGACAUGGCACUUCUAUUUUAACUUAAGGAAUUGUAUUUUUCUCUCUCGUGCAGAAUGCUUAAAAGUUACUUUUGGCCAAUUCAAAAAUUCUCUAAGAGGUUUUUUUUUUUUUACCAGUGGUAGCUUGAUGAUGUGACUAAUAUAAUGAGACUUCAACAAAUGAUCACCAACUUAUUCUGGUGCGGGUUGCUCCAUGUGACCGCCCCCUUGUGUUUUCGGGGUUCGCACCGUGUGUCCUUGGAUACGAUGUCCAACGUUUCGGCAUCGCGGAGGACAAGGCGUCGGGAGCUUUUUUAGUUUUUAUUCCCGGUUCUUAUACAACCGUGGACACACUUAGAUCAACAACAACAACAAAAACUCAAACUGGGACCCUUGAAAUUAAUAAAUUUGGUUUUUAUUAUCAACUG
This is a messenger RNA of Petromyzon marinus (sea lamprey), 2586 nucleotides long. It is a transcript of the gene CCDC34, whose product is annotated as coiled-coil domain containing 34. The record is from RefSeq and is a predicted model, not a curated record. Lineage: Eukaryota; Metazoa; Chordata; Hyperoartia; Petromyzontiformes; Petromyzontidae.